Molecule: messenger RNA, 495 nt
Organism: Loa loa (African eye worm)
Lineage: Eukaryota; Metazoa; Nematoda; Chromadorea; Rhabditida; Onchocercidae
Exons: 1
Source: RefSeq, a predicted model, not a curated record
AAAUCCCGAAAAAAACUUGAUAAAAAGCAUCGACAAGAUCGUCGAUCAGUUGAAAGUUCUAUUUCAAGGGAAAAGGAAAGUAAAGUUUUAGCAAUGGAAGGGAUUUCUUCUGAAGAAAGUACAGCUCAUUCAGGAAGAAGUGAAGUAUUCGCAAUGGAAAAGAAAAAUUUGUCAGGAAAAAGUCAAUCUUUUUCAAAAGAAAAAACAAAUUUAUCGCGAGAAAGUGAACUUUUUUCAAAAGAAAGGGCAAAUUUAUCGCGAGAAAGCGAACUUUUUUCAAAAGAAAAGGCAAAUUUAUCGCGAGAAAUUGAAUCUCUUUCUAAAGAAAAAGCAAAUUUACCGGAAAAAAUUGAAUCUUUUUCAAAAGAAAAAGCAAAUUUACCGGAAGAAAUUAAAACUUUUUCUAAAGAAAAAACAAAUUUACCGGGAAAAAGUGAACCAAUUUUAAAAAAAGAGAAAAUUCUUCGAAAGAAAGUGAAAUUUCUCCAAGUAUAA